Messenger RNA from Ricinus communis (castor bean), 1872 nucleotides. RefSeq names its product silicon efflux transporter LSI2. The record is from RefSeq and is a predicted model, not a curated record. Gene Ontology annotation, biological process: transmembrane transport. The coding region runs from base 97 to 1626 and encodes 509 amino acids. Gene Ontology annotation, cellular component: membrane. The transcript is spliced from 3 exons. NCBI's taxonomy places the organism in Eukaryota, Viridiplantae, Streptophyta, Magnoliopsida, Malpighiales, Euphorbiaceae.
AUUUUAGUCAUUAUAAUAAUAUUCCUUUCAUUAUAUUAAUGAUUUCUCUAUAAAUAUAUCACUAAGUGAUACACCUUGAGUCCAUCAUUACCAAAAAUGGCUUUAGCUUCUUCUCUAAAAGUAGUACUCUUAGGUUCAGUUGCCUUUACAUUCUUCUGGGUACUAGCAGUUUUUCCUGCUACACCUUUUCUACCUGUUGGCCGGACUGCAGGGUCUCUCCUUGGGGCUAUGCUUAUGGUCAUUUUCCAAGUCAUGACCCCAGAUGAAGCAUAUGCUGCAAUUGAUCUCCCAAUUCUUGGUCUUCUCUUUGGGACGAUGGUUAUCAGUGUUUAUCUUGAGAAAGCUGAUAUGUUCAAAUACAUAGGUAAGUUGUUAUCAUGGAAAAGCAAAGGAGCUAAGGACUUACUUUGUAGAAUUUGCCUAAUUACUGCAGUUUCAAGUGCUCUUUUUACUAAUGAUACGUCUUGUGUGGUUUUGACUGAAUUUGUAUUGAAAGUCGCCAGGCAACAUAAUCUUCCUCCUCAUCCAUUCUUACUUGCUCUUGCUUCGAGUGCGAAUAUUGGAUCUUCUGCUACUCCAAUUGGCAAUCCUCAAAACUUGGUUAUUGCUGUUCAGAGUAGGAUUUCUUUUGAGAAAUUUGUUUUAGGACUCCUCCCUGCAAUGCUUGUGGGCAUAUUUGUUAAUAUCAUUAUUAUUAUGUGUAUGUACUGGAGGCUGUUAUCUUCUACUCAGAUUGAUGAAGAAGAAGUCAUUGCAGAAGUUAUUGCAGAUGAGAACGUAAAUUCUCAUAAAUUUUCACCAGCUACAAUGUCACAUUUUGGUUCCUCAGAUUCCCAAGAAUUUAACUCUAGUUUGGAUUCUUUGAGCACGCAAAGCUCCUCUAAUACGAUUGCCAGCGGGGAUGUAAAGAGAUCAAGUUCAGCAAAAACUGAAACCCGUAGUGAAUCUGCAAGGAAUACAAAUGCAUCGAAAGAGGUAAAAGCUGGUGGGUCUGAAAAGGAAGAUUUUUCCACAAAAUGGAGAAGGUUACUAAGGAAAUCAUGUGUUUACCUUAUUACUAUAGGGAUGUUGGUUGCUUUGCUUCUGGGUCUGAACAUGUCAUGGACUGCAAUUACUGCUGCACUUCUCCUUGUUGUUCUUGAUUUCAAGGAUGCUCAACCAUGCUUUGAAAAGGUCUCAUAUUCACUUCUGAUUUUCUUUUGUGGAAUGUUUAUCACUGUCUAUGGCUUUAACAAAACUGGGGUUCCAAGUGCUAUCUGGGAUUUAAUGGAGCCUCAUGCAAAGAUAGAUAAUCCUGCAGGAAUAGCAGUUCUUGCUAUAGUCAUACUUGUCAUGUCAAACUUGGCCUCAAAUGUGCCAACAGUUCUGCUGCUGGGAGGGCGGGUAGCAGCAUCAGCAGCUGCGAUUUCUGCAGCCGAGGAGAAGAAGGCAUGGCUGAUAUUAGCUUGGGUGAGCACUGUAGCAGGGAACCUUUCGCUUUUGGGAUCAGCUGCAAACUUGAUAGUGUGUGAGCAGGCCAGGCGUGCUCCAGAAUUCGGUUACAACUUAACUUUCUGGAAGCAUCUUAAUUUCGGACUUCCGUCUACUCUUAUAGUAACUGCUGCUGGCUUACUACUCAUAAAAUGAAAAUGAUGAUACCAAUUAACGUGUUACGACUUCAAUACAUUUUCGUGUUAGUUUAUCUAUGAAAGCAAUCUCUGUUUCUGGUGUUGCAUUUGGCAAUCAUUUUGUCAACAGAAAAUGACUGGGGAGUCAUUGGAUUAGUAUUUUCUGUAGUUAUUAAUUGCCUGACUCACAAAAUAGAAGUCACAGAUUUAGUCAAUUCUAUUUUAUUAAUACAAUUUUAACCCGCAUUGCAAAAUUAACUACAGA